Molecule: messenger RNA, 5157 nt
Organism: Ruditapes philippinarum (Manila clam)
Lineage: Eukaryota; Metazoa; Mollusca; Bivalvia; Venerida; Veneridae
Product: nuclear factor interleukin-3-regulated protein-like
Exons: 3
Coding region: 540-2255 (571 amino acids)
Biological process (GO): circadian rhythm; regulation of DNA-templated transcription
Cellular component (GO): nucleus
Molecular function (GO): DNA binding; DNA-binding transcription factor activity
Source: RefSeq, a predicted model, not a curated record
UUUGUAAGUCAAGCGUCAACUUUAAUUUUAAGUGUUUGUCUGUGCAAUGGCGUAUUUUUAAUUGAAUUAAUUUUAAGAUAAAAAUCAACAAAUAAAUGAAUAAAAAUCAAGGAAUAAAUAACUUUCGAUAACUAAUAUACGAUAACUUCAUGUAAAUCAAAAUAUGCUAAAAAAAAUCAAACGACUACAUUUUGUCAUUUAAGAAGUAUUUUGAUGUGUUAAAACAUGUACAUAGCGUGUAUGAGUAUGUAUACAUUAUAUAACACGGCUGCGCGCGCAGCUCGCUUAGGUCAUUUGAGGUAACUAUAACAUGGCAGCUAGGGCAGAAAUGUAAAUUUCUUUAGGGACCUAAAAGGUCCUACUGAUAUCCUUCAAGAAAACUACCUCGUUUAGAACUCAGGGAAUUAUACAUGUGAAUUUUAAGAUCAACUUUUCGAAUGUUUCGUUUUGGGAAUUAACGAGAAAUCUACAAAACGUGCUCAAUUUGGUUGUUGGACACUUCAAGAAGUGUUAGUGCUAACUCUAGACUUAUAACUGCUAUGCUUGCAGAGCGGCCACACCAAGUAAAUAGUAGGCCACCAUCUUCUGUCUAUACGUCAUACCAAACAAGUUCAUUCUCAGGGAAUAUUUCACAAGCAUUCAAUAUGGACAUUCAGAACGUUUCAAAUCAAUACAAAACUGCAUUGUACAUGUCAAACUCGCCUAACUCUGAGAUGGAUACUACAUCUCAGAAAGGAGCAAGCUUACCAACAUGUGUAGUGAAUCCGUCCUCAUCUGACAAGGGUUACAGAAGUUACGACGAAGAUUCAUAUCCUCCAGGAUAUAUUCCUAGCCGAAAGCAGAGGGAAUUUAUUCCUGAGAACAAAAAAGACGAUGGUUAUUGGGAAAAGAGGCGUAAGAACAAUGAAGCUGCACGGAGGUCUAGAGAAAAACGAAGGGUUCAUGACAUGGCUCUUGAAAACCGAAUUAUGGAUUUAACAAGAGAAAACUGUAGGGUUAGAAAUGAACUUAAUUUGGUUAAAAAGAAGUUUGGUUUGUCUCUUGAUGAACCUUUCACAGGAGAAGAGACAGAACAGAAAGCACGAGAAAGAAAACAGCCAGGGCAUUUGCACUCUGUUUCAGAAACAAUACGGCCUACUAUUUCUUCUCCUCGACUCGCCUCCUCUGAACACCAAGCAAGGUAUUCAUCGUUGCCACAAUCGCCUGUUCGUAACAGGAACGUUUCAGGGACCAACUCAUCUCCUUACUUACAUGCAUUUCCACCCUUCGUUUCGCCUUCUCGUCAGCCUUCAAAUCAAGUCAUAACAGAGUCAUAUUACAUGAAUCACGUCAACACAGACACAGACAAAUCGUUCUCAGGAACCGUUGAUGCUCAAUUACCAUAUAAUCUGAAAUCCAUGAAAGAUGAUUCUAUUCCAUCUUACGUUCGUGUGGAUGAUCAAGUACGUCCUUCAUAUUCUUCCGCUCUACCACCCAAUCAGAUUUCUCCAUACAAUAGUUCUUUACCAGUCCCAUAUCAGAAAUCCUAUUGGCUGCCUACUACCGAUCUUACUUCAUCCGAUUCUAAUGAUGAGUGUGAAUGGAAUGACCAAGAUGUACAGGAACAGCCCCUGUCAUUAGUAAAAAAGCGACCAAGCACAGAGAACGAGUCUAGUGGGGAAUUAUCCAAUACAUCUUCACGUGCCUCCAACAGUCCCAAUUCUGCAUCUUCAUCACUACCUCUCAAACUUAGACACAAAAUAUCCACUGAUCAUCCAUUGUUAACUUUACCUCCAGAAGAUAAGUCCAUUUUAUAUCAAAACGGACUGGCCCAGCUAUCUGAAGUGGCACUGUUACAUUCAAAUAUGUCUGGACAAUCUAUUGAUAACUACAAGAUUAAUGAUAUGAAUGAUUCGACCGAUAUGCGACCACGCAGUUUUACAAAUCCAAGGUCCAUAUAUGAUAACAGGUAUGUAGAAAGGAGGCGUAAGAAUAAUGAAGCGGCCAGAAAAUGUCGCGAAAAUAGAAAACAGUUGACCAAAAUACGCGAAGUCAAGUCCGGAUACCUGGAGUCAGAGAAUGGAAAAUUGAAGAGCGAGUUAAAGGGCUUACAGAUGGAAAUGAAAGAAUUAAGAGAUCUUUUAGAAAAGAAGCGAGGCGACAAAUGCGAGUCAGGUGAACUAAAUAAAGAUUUUGAUGAAGAAGUAGGUGAAAAUAAACAGACAGAAAAUGACACUGACAUACAAGUUAAAGAAGAAAAUGGAGAAAUGGAAUAGAAUCUUUUUUUUCUUUUUUGUUUUAAAGAAAAAUACAAAAAUACGGGUAGUACAAACUCAGGAGUUUUAAAAGGUGAUAUACUAUGAAUAGAACAAUUUUAUUGACGUUACAAUAUGAUUUUACAUACGUAGACAUGCGUUCUAACUUUUUGUUUCAGAUUGUAUUUUAAUACAAGUAUUAGACGUAAAAAUAACAAUUCAGGGAAUCCCUUGAUAAUGAUUUGUAAAACAUAGCUUGACAUUUAAUCGUUCAUGACUUGGUUUGCAGGGAGACACAAUAGAUAUCUUAUGUAACAAUAGCAUAUACAAUUGUCAUAAAUAGAGUGGAAAGUGAAAAAACCGGAAAUGUCCUCAUUGUUCAGUGGAAUUGAUCACUUACACACAAGACUGAUAUUAUCUGCGGAAAAAAGACGUGUCGACUGAUAAUUAAUUAUACAUUCAAAACACAUGAAAAUCAAUUACCUCAUUCAUAUUGUUUAAACAUUCCUUCAAAUUAUUAUAUAUACAUGUAUAUUUAUUGUUCCUACCUCUAGCUGUUGAUAUUUUACAAAGAAAAUCAUAUUUUACUUUCACUGUCAAAUUUCAUUUUUUUUAUUUGGAAGAAAACGAGAGAUUUAUGUAUGAGUAAAAUGCAUAUCUAGUAUAAUGUCUAUUAUAUGAUACCGCAUGUUUGUAACUACGAAUUUUAUAAGAAGAUCAUGAUGUUUAUAAAAGUUGUAUAAACGGCUGCUGUAAAAUUUUGUAUUAUGAAUAUAUAUGCAAAGACAUGGUCGGUUAUAUUUGCUAUUACCCUCACUUACUGACUCGGAUUAUAUAACCUUAUAACCAUUUGUUCUUUGCAGUAUAACGUGAAAACAUUUUGAUAACUAGUAACAUAAAACGAAUGUAUUUUAAUGUAUGAAUAUUAAAUUGUAAGACCUAAAACAAUUUUGAAUUGAAGAGUUAUUAGAAUAAUAGAUAAAAGCAAGAAACUCUUUCUUGUGUUUACAAUUAAUAUGUAUAUACACAAAUUUUAUUAUAUAUAUCACAAACAUUGCAUUGUACAUUAAAUUGAAGUAUAUACUUUCAAAUACUUAAACAGAUUGUAGAAAGACUUGUGUGGUAAAGUGUUGAAGUUUGUAUAUAUUAGUAAAGUUUAAAGGUAUUCAGGGAUUGUUAAUUUCUAAUAAUUUUGCAUUUAAAUGUACUGAUAUUUUCUUGUAAUUAGAUGUAUAUUGCUUGUUUAUUGGUUGUCAUCGCUGUCAUUUCUAAGAUGAAAAGUAAUGUAUAAUCGAUAAUUCCUUAGAUCAUUCAAUCAUUCAUUGUUAAGGACCAAAAGAUAUUUCAGUGCAUUUUAGACAUUAUCUGAUGUAAAGUGCCAUAAACAUUAAUUGCCAUAUGUGUAAGAAUUACGAGUAUAGCAUUGUUCCAAAUUAGUAUGUAAAUAUCAAAUAUAACACAAUAGCCACUUGGCCAUUAUGUUAUAUCCUUUUUAACAAAAGAAUAUUCGAUCAACGAAAAAUUAAAACUGGGGUAAAUCUCGCAAAGUUUCCAAUGUAGAUUUUUUUCUCUUUUGUGUGUGUGUGUGCGUGUGUGCGUGCGUGCAUGCGUGUGUGCGUGCGCUAGUGUGUUUUGUUUGUUUUUGUUGUUUUUUUCCACAAAAUAAGUAUACGUGCAUGAUUUUGUACUAUCAGUAAAUAUAAGCAAGUGCUAAAGUUUUGUUAAGAAGCCGAAAUGACAUUAAUGUUUACUAUAAUGUAACCAGAAAUCCAAGCUCUUUGUUAAGAAAUUAUCGGGUUAUAUAUGUUAUUUGUAGAAAGUUCUUUUGGUGUAUGUAUUUGUCAAAAACUUAUGUUUGUUUUUGCUAUUUUGUUUAAACUUUUAACAUAUUCAUUCAUAAUUAAUUUAAGAUAAAUAAAUAAAUAUUCAUAUUAGACAUCGUUAGGUGGUUUGUUUCAUGUAUUAAUUCGUUUUAAAAGUUUUAUUUUAUGUUAUUGUGUCUAUACAGUAUAUGUGUGUUUGUUUUACAUUAGAUUUAGUGCUAUAAUUACCUCAUUGUUAUUAUGCAGCACGUGAGUGCAUCACUUAUUUAGAAUACAGAGUUUAAUAAUAAGAUAUUGCAUGGUUUAUUCUCCUUGUAACACUGUUGUUAAAAUUAUAAUAUAAUGAUUAAUUUCAAGCAACUGAAAGCUUUCAAUAUUUUAAUGUGGUAAUAUUUUAUGAAAUGUGUGAAAAAGGUUACAUCUACUUCCAUUAUAAUAUGCUCGAAAAACGAAAAAAGAAAAUAAUGAAAAGUAUUUUGAUAAAAGUAUUUUAACCGGGCAUCAUUUGGUUUGGGUGUCAUCUUUCAUUUUUGCCUAUCAAGUCAAAACACAGUUAACACAUCGUAAACUAAAGCAUUUGUCAGGUGAUUAUGAAUACUUAACCAAGGUUUUGCCUAACUUAGUGAUAAUUGAUAAUUUUGUAUUUUAUUCAAUAAUUUGUAUUUUUAUUGGUUUGAAUUCAAACUGGGACAGUGAUUUUAACCAAUAUUUAUACUCGAUAAUGUUUCAGCCUGUACACAAUGCUGUUAAAUAAACUACAUAAGAGCAUAACUUGACUUGAACCAUGCGAUUUUACUUUUCACUUACUGUCUGGUUUUAGUAUUCAUUCAUUGAAUGACUAAUAAAAUCAGGCAUUAUGUAAUGUGACAAGUAUACCAUCGAUGAUGUGUAAAAGAUCGUUUAGCUACAUGUGCCAUUGUUUUUAUUUAAAUUUCGUGAAUAACUAAGUGCCAUAAUAUGGUUAUAUUUUGAACAAGAGGUGUGUAUUAAACCCUGACGUAUAAAGGGAAACAAUUCAUAUGUAUUGUAUUUUAGAGGAAUAGAGAAUUUUAUUAUGUCGACAGGUAGUUAUACAAAUAAAGUAAAACAGAUUAAGAAUA